AUGGCAGCGGCGCAGACCAACAUCAGCACAGACCAGUCUGCUCUUCUUGCUCUCAAAGCCCAUAUCACCAGUGAUCCUCAUAACUUGAUCUUCACCAACUGGUCAACCACCACAUCUGUUUGCAACUGGUUUGGCGUUACCUGUGGCGCACGCCACCUUAGAGCCACCGCCUUGAACCUCUCCUACUUUGAUCUCGAAGGAACUAUUCCUCCACAGCUAGGCAACCUAUCAUUUCUUGUUUAUAUUAACUUGAAAAACAACAGUUUCCACGGUUCCUUACCCAAGGAAUUGGCUCGUUUCAUACCAGCAGCCAUCUUCAACUUAUCUGCACUGCAAGUUAUUGAUUUGCGGUAUAACCAACUCUCAGGUAGUAUACCGAGAGAAAUGGGAAAUCUAACAACGCUGAAGGAGAUUUACCUUGAUAACAAUAAUUUCAUAGCCAAUAACCUAACUGGAUCUCUCUCAGAAGAUGUUGGUAAAUUAAAAGCUGUCAUAGUUAUAGAUUUAUCAGACAACUACUUAUACGGUCGUAUACUGAGCAGCAUUGGGAAUCUACAAACGUUGCAGAAUCUCUGCUUGGAAGAUAACAACUUGGAAGGUCGUAUUCCUAGUUCACUUGGAAAAUCCCUCAGCUUGGUACUUUUGGACUUGUCCAAAAACAAUCUGUCUGGUGUGAUAACAAAAUCACUCGAAUCGCUCAAAUAUCUCAAGAUUUUGGAUCUGUCUUUCAACAAACUCCAAGGAGAAAUCCCAACAAGUGGACCUUUCCGAAACUUCUCAGCUCAAUCAUUUGUGUCGAGUGGGGAACUGUGUGGUGCACCCCGAUUCCAUGUCCCAGCAUGCAAGAAUAUUACAUUGGAAGCACAUUCAACAGGCAGAUCCAUUUUGAAGUACAUUAUCCUAGGGAUAUUGUCAGCAAUGUUCAUUGUGUCCUCCAUUUGGAUAGUGAUACUACGUAGAAGAAAGAAUGUGGAAGCUGCAAAAGAGACUGCACUGUUACCUCAACUGUUAUGGAGAAGAGUUUCCCACCUCGAACUUGUUAGAGCAACAAAUGCAUUUGAUGAAAGAAACUUACUUGGCACUGGUGGAUUUGGCUUAGUGUACAAAGGAACAUUUUCUGAUGGGGUAGAUGUGGCCAUAAAGGUUUUCAAUUUACAGCUAGAAGGGGCGUUCAAGAGUUUCGAUAUCGAGUGUGAAAUGCUAAGCAACAUUCGUCAUCGAAAUCUUAUCAAGAUCAUUAGUUGCUGUAGUCAACUUGAUUUCAAAGCCGUGGUACUGAACUACAUGCCUAACGAGAGCCUUGAGAAGUGGUUGCACUCUCAAAACUUGUGUUUGAACAUCAUGCAGAGAUUGAGUAUUAUGAUAGAUGUUGCAUCGGCAUUGGAGUACCUUCAUCAUGGCUAUGGAACACCAAUUGUUCACUGUGACAUGAAGCCCAGCAAUAUCCUACUGGAUGAGGAUAUGACUGCACAUGUUACUGACUUUGGCAUUGCAAAACUCUUGUGUGGAAGAGAUUCCAUGACCCAAACUAUCACUCAAGCCACAAUUGGAUAUAUGGCGCCAGAGUAUGGAACGGAAGGAAUAGUUACUAGAAGAGGGGAUGUAUACAGCUUUGGUAUUGUAUUGAUGGAAACAUUCACCGGAAAGAAGCCAACGGAUGAAAUGUUUGUUGCGGAAAUGAGUUUGAAACAAUGGGUUGCAAAUUCAGUAUUACUUGAUGUUGUGGAUGCCAAGUUACAAGUGACAGAAGCAGAUGAUCGUGAUUUUGUGAACAAGAGCGAGUGUUUGUCAUCCGUAAUGAGAUUAGCUCUAGCAUGUUCAGCAGAAUCACCGGAAGAAAGGGUGAAUAUGCAAGAUGCUUUAGUCACACUGAACAAGAUCAAGAUCAAGUUUUUUAAGGACGCUACCAGAGGUGUGGUGUUGAACCGUUCUCUUGUUUAG
This is a messenger RNA of Fragaria vesca subsp. vesca, 1941 nucleotides long. Its product is annotated as probable LRR receptor-like serine/threonine-protein kinase At3g47570-like. The coding region runs from base 1 to 1941 and encodes 646 amino acids. The transcript is spliced from 5 exons. Gene Ontology annotation, molecular function: protein binding. The record is from RefSeq and is a predicted model, not a curated record. NCBI's taxonomy places the organism in Eukaryota, Viridiplantae, Streptophyta, Magnoliopsida, Rosales, Rosaceae.